AUGAAAAGUCUAUAAAAUUAUGAAUAAUUCAAAUAGGUGAAAUAGAACCCCUUAAAUAAUUCAAGAAGCAAAUAGUUAUACAGCUUUUCAAAAUCUCCCAGAUUCAAUUACAAGGAAAAGAGAGAUAACUCACCAUCAUUUUACACUAUUAAAACUGAUCUAAUUUCCCCUCAUAAAGGUGUCUCUUUUGGAUCAGGCUCCAAGGUAGAUUUCUCUAAAUUGGGAACCAAAACUCCAGGACCAGGACAUUACUAAAUCAAAUAAUCAAAGACUACUCAAGAAUCCAAUUUGAAAAAGCAUACAAUGGGAGUGGGUAGAAUAUAAACAAAACAGAAGAGUGAAGUGCCUCCAGUGGGACUUUAUUAAGUAACCUAAAGUUUAGUUUAGGUUAAUAAGGCUCCACAUUUUGGAUUAAAGUUAUUGCCAAAGAAUGAAACAUGUGCUCCUGGGCCUGGGAAGUAUGAUAUUCAAGUAAAAGAACAUUCCAAAUCAUUUGUGGCUGGAUUUGGUUCUGGGAGAUCAGGGUAGACAAUAGAGGAUACCCCUGGACCUUUGGAAUAUAGACCCAGAACUGAAAUGUCACCAAAAUAUGCUAAUUCUAAUUGGAGUAAUUGUCAAGUAACCAAGUUUUCAAAAGUGUAACGUUUUGGAAGCAACGCAACAAUUACUCCUGGUCCUGGGAAAUAUUAAAUAGCAGGAGAAUUUGGAAUAUACUGA
Paramecium tetraurelia is the source of this 717-nucleotide messenger RNA. RefSeq lists its product as uncharacterized. The transcript is spliced from 3 exons. Lineage: Eukaryota; Ciliophora; Oligohymenophorea; Peniculida; Parameciidae. The record is from RefSeq and is a predicted model, not a curated record.